UUCUCCUCCUCCUAGCAGGUGUGGAAGGAGUGACGUCACAAACCUGCUCAGGUUUGUUGAUUCCGCUCAACUUCUGUGAGGAAAUAUUCUACUUUAUCGUAUUAUUAUUGUUAUUGUUAUUAUUAUUAAUAUUAUGGAUAAACUCAAGUCUGUUUUGAGCGGCGAGGAAACGCGACGAGAGGACAGAACGGUCCUCGAAACUGUGAAUGAAGCUUCCACACUUGGAUGGGGAACACGAAUCAAAGGAUUCAUCGCCUGCUUCGUUAUUGGGGGAGUAUGUGCAAUUCUUGUGAGUACUACUAGUACUACUAGUACACUUGGCGUGUGCCUGCUCUUCCUCCCCAGGAUCGGCAUCAUCCUCUUCAUCGUCUUUUACACCUUCGGCAACGUCUGCGCUCUGUGCAGCACCAUGUUCCUGAUGGGCCCCGUCAAGCAGCUGAAGAGGAUGUGUGACAAGACAAGAGCCCUGGCCACCGCCAUCAUGAUCACUUGUCUGGUGUUGACGCUCUGUGCUGCCUUCUGGUGGAAAAACUUUGGUCUGGCUCUGCUGUUUGUCAUCUUGCAAGUCCUGUCGUUUACUUGGUACAGCCUUUCCUACAUCCCAUUUGUCAGGGAUGCCAUAUUGAGGCUGGUGGCCAUGUGCAUGAAGUGAGGACCACUCAGGCUGCAUGAAGACCUGUCCUGGUUGGAGAUUGUGUCACUCAACCCGCCGCAUUCUGUAUAUUUUAUUAUUAUUCGCACAGCUCUUUGCUUUGUUGACACUGCUGUAUUUUUAUGAAUAUAUGCAUUGUUUUUCCAUUCAGAAGGCUUUUUUAAUUUGAAUGUUUCCGAUACAUGUGCAGUACUUGAAGUAUUUUAUUCACCGAUGAAUAAAUAAGUCAUAAUUACAA
Messenger RNA from Nerophis ophidion (straightnose pipefish), 890 nucleotides. Its product is annotated as vesicle transport protein SFT2B-like. Bases 134 to 652 code for a protein of 172 amino acids. Gene Ontology annotation, biological process: vesicle-mediated transport. The transcript has 8 exons. Gene Ontology annotation, cellular component: membrane. NCBI's taxonomy places the organism in Eukaryota, Metazoa, Chordata, Actinopteri, Syngnathiformes, Syngnathidae. The record is from RefSeq and is a predicted model, not a curated record.